Phaeodactylum tricornutum CCAP 1055/1 is the source of this 817-nucleotide messenger RNA. RefSeq lists its product with no specific name. Bases 92 to 817 code for a protein of 241 amino acids. NCBI's taxonomy places the organism in Eukaryota, Bacillariophyta, Bacillariophyceae, Surirellales, Neidiaceae. The record is from RefSeq and is a predicted model, not a curated record. The transcript has a single exon.
CGCGAAAAAAAGAAAUCCGAUUGAUGUCUGCGCGCUUACUACUAGAGACAACAUUCCCUUAGAAAGUAAAAAACCAAGUCUACGUUUCCAUAUGACGACCGCGUUAAUAUCGUCGCAUGUCCUGGUGCUGGUCACUAUGUGGCUUAUUGGCGUGCAAUGUUUCCCUGUUCAAAGUUACUUGGUUUCCGCAGGGUCACAUCAUCGUCGAGUUCCAACCCCUCGGCCAACGCGAGGCGGAGUUAGCUUUUCUUCUCGACGCGCCAACACGUCGAACGACAUCCGCAGCGAGGAUACGCUUUCUAACAGUAAGAACCGAAUUCCUGUAUCUGCCGAAAUUGAAAUCCCUCUGGCCGCCGAAAUCGCGUUCGACGCCUUCGCCGAUUUACCGAGACAAGCCACCUGGGCAGAUUGGCUCAAGUCGGUCGAAUAUAUUUCACCGGAUAAUCCCGAGACGAUGUGGAAAAUGAGUUACUUGGGACUAUCGUACUCGUGGAAAGCUAUCAGUACGCGGCAGGAGCGUCCAUUCGUUAUCGAAUGGGAGUCUACAUCGGGAUUGAAGAACUUUGGGAGGGUUGAUUUUACAAAGCUGGACUCGGAUCGCACGCACAUGAAAUUGACCUUGACAUUUUUAGCUCCCCGACUACUCGUCAAAAUGCUGGGACAGCAAGGGGCGAUCGCUCGGCUGGUGGAAAAGCGAAUGCUCCAAACCAUGCUGCACAACUUUCGGGACAUAGUGGUUGUUGAAAGCACUAGCAAUCAACAGCCGCAAUUAAAACCGUUGAGCAUCUUUCCAAAACAAAAUGCGGAGUCAGAUUAG